Molecule: messenger RNA, 309 nt
Organism: Asterias rubens (European starfish)
Lineage: Eukaryota; Metazoa; Echinodermata; Asteroidea; Forcipulatida; Asteriidae
Product: beta-1,3-galactosyltransferase 5-like
Exons: 2
Coding region: 1-309 (102 amino acids)
Cellular component (GO): membrane
Molecular function (GO): hexosyltransferase activity
Source: RefSeq, a predicted model, not a curated record
AUGGGACUGAAGUGGGUCUCGAUGUACUGCCCUCAAACCAGCUUUGUGGUGAGUGUAGAUUCUGACAUGAUGAUUAACAUUGUUACACUGGUGAAACGUCUGUCUACAAUGCCCAAGACUAAAUUUGCAGAGGGACAUCUUCAGACCAACAUUCCCGUGAGCAGGGCCAAGACAAAUAAGUGUUACAUGCCAAAGGAGGAGUUCGCCGAUAAUUUGUAUCCACCUUUUCUUCAAGGCGCUUGCUACGCAAUGUCUCGAGAUGCAGCUAACGAGCCUGUUCGAGUGCGCAUGACAGUUACAGUUCCAUAA